UAAUACUAGUGGUUUGGGGGUUUUUUCCAAAAGAGAAAGGAAACCUUGGGUUUUAACUUUUGUUUUGUCACAUUUAAAAAGUAUGACUUCUCAUAAACUGUGUUAUAGUAUUUUUAAAGUAAUAUAUGCACUCAAAAUGAAAAAUUCACACAGGAAAGUAAUCUGAAACUUCUGAAAUUGCAGCUGAAUUGGGCUGCCAGAUGGGAGCUUAUGCUCAGAAAUAUAUAGGGCUGAAAUCACAACAUAGAGGGUGAGGUUUUUGAAUUUUAAGUACUAGAAACUACUUGGAUGAAGGAAAGUUAUGAAACCUAAGUCAAAAAUCUCAGUUGUGAGUAUGAAAGCCUUGGGGUUUUUGUUGGGUUUUUUUUUCUGUUUGUUUUUCAUGGAGACAAAGUUGAAAAGAGGGUAAAUAACAUUAUAUUAAAAUGUUCCAAAUAAACUCAAAUAAAUUUAUUUGGAACAUUAUAAUAUAAUAUGUAUCAAUAGAAGUAUAUAUUAAUAAUCUUGAUAUUCAUCCGUGGAGAGAGUCCACAACGGCAUCACUGAAUUGAUCAGAGGAAUUGGAGCACCACUCCUAUGAGGAAAGGGACAUCUGAUGCUCCGAGGGAAGGAUUUGCCGGUAGGAGCGGCAGAGCCAUGGAGAACGGACACCUUCGACCGGGAGGUCACGGCACUGGCCGCAAUGUGCUGCCCAGCGCGUUUCAGGAGCGAUCUGACCGACUGCGGGCUUCUGGAAAAGUCACGGGGCUGGGCGCUGCGUGGGUGAGGCUGGCGCAGCGUUGCAGGCGCAGGAAGCCGCAGGAGCCCGGCGGGACUCCACACGCCGCGCACCCAUCCGUGUGCCUGCCUGCGUGUGUGAGGGCGCUCCAUGGGCGCCGCCAGCGCGGCUCCCCAAGGCCGGCCAGCGGGACUACAGCUCCCAGCGGCCCCCGCGCACAUCCCGCGCCUGCGCACGUGGUCCCCGGGGCGGAGGCGGCUCCCUGUUCCUUGAGCGCGAACCCGGCCGCGACCGGACUACGUCUCCCAGCGGCCCCCGCGCACAUCCCGCGCCUGCGCAAGCGGAGCCGGCCCGGCCGCACUCCGCCGUUGUCGCCGUCGGUGGGUGGGUGGGGGAAGGGAGCGAGCGGGAGGAGGAGGAGGAGGGAGGGGGGGGAGAGUUGAGAGUUCACCCGCCGCCG
Molecule: messenger RNA, 1178 nt
Organism: Passer montanus (Eurasian tree sparrow)
Lineage: Eukaryota; Metazoa; Chordata; Aves; Passeriformes; Passeridae
Product: protein SOGA3-like
Exons: 2
Coding region: 577-1161 (194 amino acids)
Source: RefSeq, a predicted model, not a curated record